AGUGACGCGUGGCGUAGACCACGACGGGCUGCGCCUGUCACACCCGCGGCUUGUUGCGGAGGAGCAGCGGGCGCCAUGGCGGUUCUGCUGGAGACCACUCUGGGCGACGUCGUCAUCGAUCUGUACACCGAGGAGCGGCCGCGCGCCUGCUUGAAUUUCCUGAAGUUGUGCAAAAUAAAAUAUUACAAUUAUUGUCUUAUUCACAAUGUACAGAGGGAUUUUAUUAUACAAACUGGUGAUCCUACAGGGACUGGCCGUGGAGGAGAGUCUGUUUUUGGUCAACUGUAUGGUGAUCAAGCAAGCUUUUUCGAGGCUGAAAAAGUACCAAGAAUUAAGCACAAGAAGAAAGGCACUGUGUCCAUGGUGAACAAUGGCAGUGAUCAACAUGGAUCUCAGUUUCUUAUUACUACAGGAGAUAAUCUAGAUUACCUUGAUGGUGUUCAUACGGUGUUUGGUGAGGUGACAGAAGGCAUGGACAUAAUUAAGAAAAUUAAUGAGACCUUUGUUGACAAGGACUUUGUACCAUAUCAGGAUAUCAGGAUAAAUCACACAGUGAUUUUAGAUGAUCCGUUUGAUGACCCUCCAGAUUUAUUAAUCCCUGAUCGAUCACCAGAACCUACAAGGGAACAGCUCGAUAGUGGUCGAAUAGGAGCAGAUGAAGAAAUUGAUGAUUUUAAAGGAAGAUCAGCUGAAGAAGUAGAAGAAAUAAAGGCAGAAAAAGAGGCCAAAACUCAAGCUAUUCUGUUAGAAAUGGUGGGAGACCUACCCGAUGCAGAUAUUAAACCUCCAGAAAAUGUGCUGUUUGUGUGUAAAUUGAAUCCAGUGACCACAGAUGAAGAUCUGGAGAUAAUAUUCUCAAGAUUUGGGCCAAUAAGAAGUUGUGAAGUUAUCCGGGAUUGGAAGACAGGAGAAUCCCUUUGUUAUGCUUUUAUUGAAUUUGAAAAGGAAGAAGAUUGUGAGAAAGCAUUCUUCAAAAUGGACAAUGUACUUAUAGAUGACAGAAGAAUACAUGUGGAUUUUAGCCAGUCUGUUGCAAAGGUUAAAUGGAAAGGAAAAGGUGGGAAAUACACCAAGAGUGAUUUCAAGGAGUAUGAAAAGGAACAGGAUAAACCAUCUAAUUUAGUUUUGAAAGAUAAAGUAAAGCCCAAGCAGGAUGCGAAAUACGAUCUUGUACUAGAUGAGCAAGCAGAGGAUCCGAAAUCAAGUCACUCCCACACAAGUAAGAAACACAAGAAGAAAACUCGUCACUGCUCUGAAGAAAAAGAAGAUGAAGACUAUAUGCCGAUCAAAAAUACUAAUCAGGAUAUCUACAGGGAAAUGGGGUUUGGUCACUAUGAAGAAGAGGAAAGCUGUUGGGAGAAACAAAAGAGUGAAAAGAGAGACCGACCUCAAAACCGAAGUCGUAGCCGAUCUCGAGAAAGGGACGGCCACUACAGUAACAGUCACAAAGCCAAAUACCAAACAGACCCCUAUGAAAGAGAACGGAGUAAAAAGAGAGACCGAAGCAGGAGUCCCAGGAAAUCCAAAGAUAAAGAAAAAUCCAAGUACAGAUGAAAGACAGAGAAUCAGACAUGGGUGGCUAAUGUAUUUACUGUUGUCUAACUUGGAGCACCAGGUACUCAGAUAUUGUGUCAAAGCAUCAGAGACUCUGCUUAUUUUUUUUUCACACUAGGGUUAUGGCCCUUUCCGAUUAAUACUGAUUGUAUAGGGCACAGAAAGACAAUAAAAAGUUGAACAUUUUCUUUGUAUACUUUUGUACACUAAUUUUAUUGUUAUACAUAAAUAGUGGUCUUCAUUUUUCAAGUCUUUCACAUUUUCCACUCUUCUCUUUUUUAAAUGAAGUAUUUCAUACCUACAAAAAUUCACAGAUGUGUAUAUAUAAGGUAUAAAGAAUAGUAAAUAUUUGUGUACCCAUGAGCCAGCUCAAGAAAUAGAGUAUCACCUGCAUUUUAGAAACCCUCUGUGUGUUCUCUCCUCAAGUGAUGAUUAUUCUGAAUUUUCUAUUUGUCAUUCUCCCGCUUGUUAUAGUUUUACAACAUAUGGAUGUAUUCGUAAAUAAAAUGUUAAGUUUUGUAUGUUUUUGAAUUUUAUAUAAAUAGCAUAAUGUAUGUUUACUUCUGUGACUUGCUUUUUUCAGCUUAGUAUAUUUUGAGAGUCAUUCAUUUUUAUUGCUUUAUAGUGUUGUAUCAAUAGACCACAAUUUACCCAUUCUUCUGUUAGUGGACAUUUGGGGUUGGUUUGUGUGUUUUUGUUUUUGCUAUUGCAAACAAUGCCGCUGUGACCAUUCUGUAUAUAGGAGAGAUAUCGCUUGCUCACGCAGUAUGGAAAUCCUCGUCUUUGUAAGAUAAUGCCAAGCUGUAUUCUACAGUGGCCGAACCAGCUUACACCCCGACGCGCGUUAUGUGACUUACCUUUGUUUCGCAUUCUCUCCAGCGCUUCUUAGUUUCCCACUUUUCAAUUUUGUCAAUUUAGUGGACGCGUAGUGGUAUCUUCUUGUGCUUUCCAGCAAGAAGACUGCUAUUAUUCUUAUAUUUGUUCUAAUAUAUGUAACUUGUUCUCUUCCUCUGGCUGCUUUUAAGGUUUUCUCACUGCUGUUAAGAAAUUUGAUUAUGAUGUGCUUGGUGUAGUUUUUUCAUCAUUCUUCUGCUUGGGCUGUUUACCUGUGGGUUUAUGGUUUUCACCAGGUUUGGAAAAUUUGGGGCUAUUAUUUAUUCAGUUACUUUUUGCUGUUUUCCCUCCUCUCAGCCCUCUCCUAAGACUCCCGAUUACUUGUAUGUUAGGCUGUUUGAAGUUGUCGCACGUUACACUGAUGCUCCAUUUGGGUUAAGUCUUCUUCUCUGUUCCGUAUUGAAUAGUUUCCAUUGUUAUGUCCUCACAUUCAUUAAUCUUUUCUCCUGAAGUAUGUAAUCUUCUCUUAAUCCCACCCAGUGUAGUAUUCACCUCAGACAUUAUUUUUAAUUUUAGAAGUUCUGUUUGUGUCUUUUUUAUAUCCCCCAUGCCUCUCCUUAACAUGCUUAUGCUUUCCUCCUUUUUUUUUUUUUUUUUAAACACCCAGAGUACAUUAAUAAUAGCUGUUCUAAUGUACUUGGCCAUUCUAUCAUCUGUAUCAUUUCUGGUCUGUUUCUAUUGAUUGAUUUUUUUUCCCCCCACCCAUUAUUGAGUUGUAAUUUACUUUGUAUCCCUGGUAAUUUUUGGAUUUUACGUUGUUGUGCACUAGAGUUUUUGUAUUCCUUUAAAUAUGUUGAGCUUUUUCUGGAACAUAAUGAAGUUACUUGGAAACAGUCUGAUCCUUUCGUAGCUUGCUUUUAAGCUUAAUGAGGCGCUAGGGCUAAUUUGGCUCACCACGGGAGUAAACCCUUCUGAAUACUCUCCACUAUGCUUUGUCUUUUAUGAGAUUUCCCCUCUCUGGCUAUGGGAACAAGAACUAUUUUGAGCCCUAUAUGAACUCCCAAAUUGUGCUGCCUGUUCUUUUCUGGUGGCUCUUUCCCACCUUUGGGUAGUUUCCUCAUGUGCAUACACUGAUUAGUAUUCAGCUGAAGACUCAGGCAAACCCUCUGUAGAUCUGGAACUCUCCCUUUGUAGUUUCCCCUCUUUCCAAUUCUCUGCCCUACAAACUUUAUCUUGGCUCUCCUGCAUUCUCUGCCCAUGGAGACUCCCUAUCACCACGCUAUAGUGUGGACACUGUGCGGUAACCUCAGACAAUUAUUGGACUUGCCUUGUUCUUCUCUCAAGAGUCACUGUCUUGCACUGGCUGUUGUCCAGUGUCUGAAAAACUUUGUAGUAUAUUUUCUGUACAGGCUUUUAGUUGUUUAACAUGGGGAAGGUAAAUUCUGCUCCUGUCACUGCUUUCUGGCCAGAGUAGAAAUCUUAGUGUUUAAAUUUGCAUUUCCUAAAUGCUGACAAUGUUGAGUAUCUUUUCAUAUGUAUUAUAGUCAUUCUUGAUUGCUUUCUGUGAAAAGUUUCACAUGUCUUUUGCCCAUUUUAUGUGAAGUUGUCUUUUUAUUACAGAUUUCUUUGAGGAGUUUUUCUUAUGGAUACGAAUCCAUUUUUACUCUUUGAUGUUGUAAACAUUUUUUCUCAGUUUGUGGUGUAUUUUCUCACCUUUGUAUUGAUAUGCUUGGAAGAGCACAAGUUGUAAAUGUCCCCUCAACUUUGUAAUAUAAAAAAUUUCAGGAGUGCCUGGGUGGCUCUGUCGGUUAAGCGUCUGACUUUGGCUCAGGUCAUGAUCUCGUGGUUUGUGAGUUCAAGCCCUGCAUCAGGAUCUCUGCUGUCAGCACAGAGCCUGCUUUGGAUCCUCUGUCUCUCUCUCUAUAUAUACCCCUCCCCCACUAGCACACUAUCUCUCAAAAAUAUUUAAAAGAUUUAAAAAUUUUUUUCAUAUAAACACAAAAACAAUGAACCUCUAUAAGCCUUCCAUCCAGAUUUAACAAUUAAUAACAACUUGAUCCAAUUUGAAAGUAAAUUGAAAACAUGAUGAACUUUAACCUUUCAGUAUUUCACCAUGCAUUUCUUAAAAAGCAAGUGUCCUAUAUAACCACGAUAUUAUUAUCACAUUUAAGAAAAUUAACAAUAAGUGCACUUGACUGGCCCAGUCUAUAGAGCAUGAGACUCUUGAUUUUGAGGUCAUGAGUUGGAGUCUCAUGUUGCGUACAGAGAAAAGAAAAGUAACAAUAAUCCCAGAAUAAAUAAUAUAUAGUCUACAUUUGAAUUUCCCUGAAUAUCUCAAGAAUGUCAUUUUUAGGUAUUGAUUUGUUUUUAAUCCCAGACUCAACAUUCAUGCAUCACAUCUUGUUCUUGUCACUUUAUUCUCUUAAUCUAGAAGAGUUUCUUAUCCAUCCUUCCCACCUCAAAUGACAUUGACUUUUUGAAGAGUUCAGGCCAGAAUAUUUCUUAGAGUGUUUCAGAUUCUGGAAGUUGAUGGUAUCUUCAUUGUGUCUUCUAACUCUUCUCUAUUUCCCGUAAACUAGAAGUUAUGUCUAAAUGUUUGAUUAGAAUUAGGUUAUAUAUUUUGGGCAGAAAUCUUUAAGUUGAAUGUCAAAUUUAUUAGCCUUUCUCUGUGUGUUUCGUGUUUUUUAUAUUUUGUUCAAGAAGUCCUUAAUAAAGAUAUUCUCCUAUAUUCUAAAA
Molecule: messenger RNA, 5124 nt
Organism: Neofelis nebulosa (Clouded leopard)
Lineage: Eukaryota; Metazoa; Chordata; Mammalia; Carnivora; Felidae
Gene: PPIL4
Product: peptidylprolyl isomerase like 4
Exons: 13
Coding region: 76-1554 (492 amino acids)
Biological process (GO): protein peptidyl-prolyl isomerization
Cellular component (GO): nucleus
Molecular function (GO): peptidyl-prolyl cis-trans isomerase activity; RNA binding
Source: RefSeq, a predicted model, not a curated record